Hyalella azteca is the source of this 936-nucleotide messenger RNA. RefSeq names its product THO complex subunit 7 homolog (gene thoc7). Lineage: Eukaryota; Metazoa; Arthropoda; Malacostraca; Amphipoda; Hyalellidae. The record is from RefSeq and is a predicted model, not a curated record. Gene Ontology annotation, biological process: mRNA processing. Gene Ontology annotation, cellular component: THO complex part of transcription export complex. The transcript has 5 exons. Bases 150 to 818 code for a protein of 222 amino acids.
GAGCCCAUGAGCAAUUAUUCCAUGUUCCGGAAAUUUGUCAGCGACGCUUCUUCCAUUCAGUAGAUUUCAUACGUGUUUACGUACUGUGGACAUUCGCCGCAUUUACUAUUGCUGCUAAUAAAACGUGGUUAUUUAUUUAACUUCAAAAAAUGGGUGAUGAGGAAAUUAUCAGAAGACGACUACUGAUAGAUGGAGAUGGGACAGGAGAUGCUCGUAUGAUUGCUAAGUUUACACGCUCCUUCAUCAAAUGGUGUUUCUCUGAAGAUGGUCCACAAGAAAGCCAGGCCCAGUAUGAACGACUUCUCACCAGCCUGGCCAGCAUUGAGCAGAGCUCCAUCAAAUGGGACAACAUUCUCAACAUGAACUCGUUACAACUUGAACAUUAUGAAGAACUCAAGAACGUGACGACUGAUGCGGUGGUGGACGCCGAAGAGGCGCUUAAUGCUGCUAAGCAAGAGCUCGCUAAGGCCAGGGAGGUGCGGAACAACGGCCUGCAAUAUCACGCUCUCGCCAAGCUCAUCCAGGAGCAUCCGUCACGGUCACCAACUGCUGAACGGCUCACCAAGCUUAGUGCAUCUUUAUCUAAAUUGAAGAGCGCGAGAGAUCAACUGGACGAGAAACUCUUAUUACGCAAGAAGCAGCUGCAUGUUCUCUUCACCGCCCUCCAUCAAUUGCAAGCUACCCUCGACUCAGACGAAGACAAGUCAGUAGCAGUCACGCCUGUUGAAGACAAUAGAGCUGCGCCGCUUGUCGAUUUGACAGACGAAAUCACCAUCAUAAACAACGGCAAUACCGUCACCGAAAUGGACUGCACUUAGUGAGCCCAGCACAAUGAGACGUGUUCUUCUACCCGAUCCCAAACUUCAUCCGAUGUUCACAUUAAGCGUAAGUUUUAGGUCCAGUUGUCGUUACGAGAAAUAAAUGCCCAGUGAACGA